CAGACCAUAUCACUCAAAUUAGCCAUGGCUUACAAUAUUUUCUUCAUUUCUUCUCUAUUAAUCCUAGCAAUAUUCACCCAAAAAAUCCAUGCCGUAGAAUACAGCGUAACCAACAGGGCCGCAAACACCCCCGGGGGUGCCCGUUUCGACCGAGAUAUUGGUGUCCCAUACAGCAAGCUAACACUUGCAUUUUCCACUUCAUUCAUAUGGCGUAUCUUUGAACAGAACUCUCCGUCUGACCGCAAAAACGUACAAAAGAUUAGCAUGUUCGUUGAUGACAUUGAUGGAGUAGCCUACACCGUCAACGAUGAGAUUCAUGUUAGUGCCAGGUACAUCCAGAGUUACUCUGGUGAUGUUAGGAGAGAGAUCACUGGAGUGUUAUUUCACGAGAACACCCAUGUUUGGCAGUGGAAUGGGAAUGGUCGGGCUCCAGGAGGAUUAAUCGAAGGGAUUGCUGAUUAUGUGAGGCUCAAAGCUGGUCUUAUACCUAGUCACUGGGUCAAACCAGGCCAGGGCGACCAAUGGGACCAAGGCUAUGACGUGACUGCUCGAUUUCUUGAUUACUGCAACAGCUUGAAAAAUGGGUUUGUGGCACAACUUAACAAAAAGAUGAGAAAUGGCUACAGUAAUAAGUUCUUUGUUGAGCUGCUGGGGAAGACGGUUGAUCAACUUUGGAAAGAGUACAAAGCUAAAUACCGUGCAGAGCAUGAAGUUGCCUAGUUAGUCCAAAAAUGAGAAACAUCAUCUAAUGCAUGCCUUUGUACCAAUAAAAGACUAUUUGUGUCAUGGUCUUGUUGAAGAAUUAUACUAGUAAUGAUUAGUAAUAAUAAGCACAAGAGGAUAAUUUCAAUCUAUCUUACUCGUGUGACUAAUUAGUAAGCAAUUCCGUAGAGGGGAAUUCAGGUGUUGUUAUGGGGUUAAAUUGAAUCCGCUUACUAAAAUAAAUUUACUGUAUCA
Molecule: messenger RNA, 957 nt
Organism: Lycium ferocissimum
Lineage: Eukaryota; Viridiplantae; Streptophyta; Magnoliopsida; Solanales; Solanaceae
Exons: 2
Coding region: 25-720 (231 amino acids)
Source: RefSeq, a predicted model, not a curated record